CCUGAAAGAAUGAUCAGUCCUAGUUUGGAAAUGAAAGUGCAAAAAGGAGCCCUGUCAUUAGAAACUUUUUUCCCCAUAAAUAAUACCUUCAAGAUCAGAACGAGAGGGGAAAAGGCGGAGAUACUAAGUCACCUGGAAUCGGUGUCCUUACUGCAGCUACCUCUGGAAGAACCGUGUGUGUUUGUAGUAGGAGGUUAUUUCCGGGCAGAGUUACGUUUCUGAAAAUCAAAAGCUGUAACGAUUGAAAGUGUUUUCUGUUUUGCAUGUCUUCGGCCCUUUGUGGGAGCCGGGGCUCGGGAGUCACUCACUUAGUCCAGUGUCCUCUUAAAUUACAGGAAUUGUUUAUAGAAGACUCUCUUGUGCUUAGGUUCUUAAAACUUUAAACGUGUCCACAGUGGGUUUUGUUUUUAAUUUAACUUAUAUCUUAGUAUUUAUAGUAGUUCUGUAACUCAUAAGGAAAGCAGCAAAGACCAGCCUGCAUCUGUUUUUCAGGGGAAACAUAUUUGUUUUUAAAAGAAGUCAAAAUAUUUUCUGAAUGUUACAGUUCAUUCCCAGGGCUUGUUCUGAAGCUGUUGAAUGAUGGACACAGUAGUAAUAAAUCAGGUGUUUGUCAUAUUUUUGGCCAUGAGAGCAGUAAUUAUCUGAAUUUUGGAUGUUCGGGCCAAUAGAUAUCAACAGUUUCUGAAAGUGGUAGUCUGCUUUAAAUAUUUAUAACUCAGUGUUUUUUAAUAGGUGCUGCAGUAUAAAGUAAGGUUGCUUUUAAGUAGCCUGAAAUAGUUAUGUUCUUCAGAUUACGUCUGUAGGUACAAAAUCAAAUUGGGUAUUAUUUUUGGAUUUAUCUUUCUUACUUGGGAUGCUACUGAAAUUUGGUGAUGAAAUUCUCACUAUCCGUGCUGUUGACAAGUCCUGGAAAACCUGCAUGAAAUAUAACAGUAGCGACUGUUACCUUUGUUUUAGGGCAGCUUCAGAGCUAAUCAGUUCAGUGUUUCUCCCCAGGAGAAGAGAACUCUCAUCGUAGCUGGGCUGCAGACAAUGUGCAUUGUCAGCUUCUGGCUGUUCCUUGGUGUGAGAGGAGAAGUACGCAGCCUGUCACAAACUGAAGGGGCAAGAACCCUUCUUGUAGUGUAAAUUCUACAAAUACGUAAAGGUUUCUUCCCCUGUUUCCUGUAAUGGCGUGUGAAGCAUUUGUCUGUUCUACUGGGAGAUAACUUUUAAGACCUAGUAACUGUUUCCUCCUUUUGUGAUCUGUAUAAUUCUCUACUUUUAAACUACAGUUUUUCAGAUUCCUCUCACUAUGGGAAGCAGGAGGCCACAUUCCCUUCCCCUUGUUCCCUUCCCAAAGGAAAAUGCUUGCUUUUUGUGCCCCAAGAGGCUUCAGACUUGCCCUGAAGUUACUGUUUAACAGGAAGGGAGCAAGUUGGUUCCAUUCAGGAACAAAUUCUCUCAUAAGUGGAGGAUGGGAUACAUCUUCCUGGGGCUUAACUUCAAAUACGGAACCACAGAAUCAGCCGGUAUCACCAACAGCAAUCACUAAGCCAGUGAGGAGGACAGUAGUAGAUGAAUCUGAAAACUUCUUCAGUGCCUUCCUCUCUCCGACGGAUGUUCAGAGUAUACAGAAAAAUCCAGUGGUAUCCAAACCUCCAGCCAAAUCACAGCGACCCAAAGAGGAGGUGAAAAGCACCUUAAAGGAGUCUCAGCACCCCAGUCAGCUAGAAGUACCAGUGACAACUGAGGCAGAAGUGAAGGAUUCCUCUGUAGCUGGCCUGGUGGACCUGAAAAACUUCGAUAUUCCCAAGGAGAAAUUGGAAGAGAAUUCUGCGCUUAGAUCUAAUGCCAAGCCUGAAGAAAGCACAAAUGAAGUUACUGACAAAAAGGUGUCUGCUCUGAAUUUGGAAGCACCUGAAGAUGCUCUUAAUGAAAAACCCAGUGUAGGAGGGGAUGGAGCGGGAGGUGCACCGGAUAGCACUUCGCAGCCUCUUAAUGCAGGUACAAAAGACAUGGGUUUGGAAACAAAGGAGAGAAAGACUGAGGACAGGCAAAGCAAUACACCAUCACCUCCAAUUAGCACUUUCUCUUCGGGGACAUCCACAACUAGUGACAUUGAAGUUCUGGACCAUGAAAGUGUAAUAAGCGAGAGCUCAGUAAGUUCCAGACAAGAAGCUGCGGAUUCAAAAUCCAGUCUUCAUCUAAUGCAGACAUCAUUUCAGCUUUUAUCUACGUCUGCCUGUGCAGAUUAUAAUCGUUUAGAUGACUUUCAAAAAAUGACAGAGAGCUGCUGCUCCUCUGAUGCUUUUGAAAGAAUUGAUUCCUUUAGUGUACAGUCUUUAGAUAGUAGAAGUGUAAGCGAAAUAAAUUCAGAUGAUGAGUUAUCAGGCAGGGCUUCUGCUUCAGCAUCUGUUGCUGUCAGUCCUUCUGCGCCAAAGACGGAAACGGUUGAUGCACUGAAAAAUAAAUCUGAAAACUUGAAUGACGCUCCUGUUUCACAUGCUGAGGAAGCUGAGAUGGAAGAGAGUGGGAGAAGCGCGACUCCUGUUAAUUCUGAGCAGCCAGAUGUUUUGGUUGCUACUGUGCAAGCUGUUGAAGAACAGAUUGUGAAAGAAGAGACUGAGCCGCAGCAGGAUACUGUUGAAAAUCUGUUAGAAGAGGACACUGAAAAGCAAGAGUUUAAAAAGAUGAUUGAUUCAUUAACUGAGAAACUGGAGAAGAGGGAGAUACAGUUAUUAAGUACUAGUAAAGAAAAGGCACGCCUGGAAGAAGCUUAUGAUAACCUAAAAGAUGAAAUGUUUAGAAUGAAAGAAGAGAGCAGUAGCCUUUCAUCUCUUAAAGAGGAGUUUGCCCAGCGAAUUGCAGAUGCUGAAAAGAAGCUCCAGCUAGCCUGCAAAGAAAGAGAUGCUGCUAAAAAGGAAGUAAAGACUGUUAAAGAAGAAUUAGCUACUAGACUUAAUACCAAUGAAACUGCUGAAUUACUGAAAGAAAAAGAAGAGCAAAUCAAAGGAUUAAUGGAGGAAGGAGAAAAGCUUUCUAAACAGCAGCUGCACAAUUCCAACAUUAUUAAGAAAUUAAGGGCCAAAGAGAAAGAGAGAGAAAAUACUAACACAAAACAGAGCAAAAAGAUUAAGGAAUUGGAAGAGGAGUUGCAGCAUUUAAAACAGGUGCUUGAUGGCAAGGAAGACCUUGAGAAGCAGCAUCGAGACAGCAUUAAACAACUGAACAGUGUUGUAGAGCGACAAGAAAAGGAUCUCGCUAAACUUCAGGCAGAAGCAGAAGACCUUGAAGAACGGAACAGAAGCGUCCAGGCAGCACUUGACAGUGCAUACAAGGAACUUGCAGAUCUUCAUAAAGCUAAUGCUACAAAGGACAGUGAGGCACAAGAAGCAGCCCUAAGUCGGGAAAUGAAGGCAAAGGAAGAACUUGGGUUAGCUCUGGAGAAGGCCCAGGAUGAGGCACGACAGCAACAAGAAGCUCUGGCAAUUCAGGUGGCAGACCUGAGGCUAGCGCUGCAACGUGCAGAACAGCAGGCAGCAAGAAAGGAAGACUAUUUACGCCAGGAAAUUGGUGAACUACAACAGAGACUCCAAGAAGCAGAGAGCCGGAACCAAGAACUAAGUCAAAGUGUUACAUCUGCUACACGGCCACUUCUCCGGCAGAUAGAAAAUCUGCAAGCCACGCUGGGAGCACAAACCUCUGCAUGGGAAAAACUGGAAAAGAACCUUUCUGACAGACUUGGUGAGUCUCAAACUCUUCUAGCAGCAGCUGCUGAGAGAGAACGGGCUGCUACAGAAGAACUUCUUUCUAAUAAAAUUCAGAUGUCUUCUACUGAAUCUCAGAAUAGUCUUUUAAGGCAAGAAAAUACACGCCUUCAGGCUCAGCUAGAAGUGGAGAGAAACAGACUGAAAAAAAUGGAAAAUGAAAACAGCAGGUAUGAGGUUGAACUAGAAGGACUCAAAGAUGAGUAUGCAAAAACCUUGGAAGAUGCAAAGAAAGAAAAGACGCUGCUAGCUACUCAGUUAGAAAUGGAGAAGAUGAAAGUUGAACAGGAAAGAAAGAAGGCAAUUUUCGUGCAAGAAGCAGCAAAGGAGAAGGAUCGGAAGUCAUUCACAGUUGAAACUGUCUCAAGUACUCCAACUAUGUCACGCUCUAGUUCCAUAAGUGGAGUUGACAUGGCAGGUCUUCAGACAUCGUUCCUCUCACAGGAUGAUCCUCAUGAUCACUCAUUUGGGCCAAUAGCUACUAGUGGGAGCAAUCUUUAUGAUGCUAUAAGGAUGGGAGCAGGUUCAAGUAUAAUUGAAAACCUUCAAUCACAGCUAAAACUAAGAGAAGGGGAGAUUUCACAUCUACAGCUGGAAAUUGGAAACCUUGAGAAAACUCGGUCGAUAAUGGCAGAAGAACUGGUUAAAUUAACAAAUCAAAAUGAUGAACUUGAAGAAAAAGUGAAGGAAAUACCCAAAUUACGUUCACAGUUAAAGGAUUUGGAUCAAAGGUACAAUACAAUUCUUCAGAUGUAUGGGGAGAAAGCGGAGGAGGCUGAGGAACUCCGACUGGAUCUCGAAGAUGUGAAAAACAUGUACAAGACUCAGAUAGAUGAACUUUUAAAACAAAGACAAAAUUAAUUCCUGCAAAUUAACAUUAUAUGAUAACAGAUUGUAAAGAUAAUUGUUUAUGUAAAUGCUGAAUUUAAAUGUCUUGUAAAAAAAAUAACUGUAUUAUAGAAAGUGUGACUAUAUAAUAGAGUUCAUAUGUUGACAAAAAAACAAUGCUUUAAGUGUCUUGUACUGUCUGCAGUUAAAUUAUUUGUGCAAUAUUUAAAAUUUUUUCUCAGUCAUCCCUUUAUUUAAGUUUUUGCUAAACAGUGGACCAUUUGACUUGUAAACAGUAGCAGAAAUGAUGAUUGUUACCUCGUGAGACCAGCACUGGAAGGCAUGAGUUUUACUAAACCAGCCCUGGAUUCAUAAACUCUGUAUGAAAAUUACGUUAGAAGUCUUUUUUUUUUUUUUAAGUGUUCUUAAUAGGAGUUUUUCUAAAAUGUCAUCAGUAAAUUUUUUAAUAGCAAAAUAGUAGUGGCUUGCUAUCUGAAGCAUAAUUGGUGGAUGUUUUUAUGACAGGAAAAUCUCAUAUUUGUACUCACAACACCUGAACAUGUUAGGGUGACAGUGCUCUAAGAAAAAUCAGAUUAGUCUAUUUUACACUAAGUCCUUUAAGCAGAGUGUGAGGCUCAGAUGAGACUUUAUAAAUUACAGCUUCACCUUGUGUAUUGCUUGUGUUGUCUCAUGAGCUCUCGUAGAGACUGCAGCUCUGCUUGUAAUUCUAAAUGUGUUUAACUUUUAACACUGGAAAUCUGAACUCGUCAAUAUUUGUUCUAGAUUUGGAUGCUGACUUUUAAGAGUAGCUAAAAGUUCAGAAGAAUGCAGAAAAAUGUUGGUGGUUUUUUUUUUUUUUUAAUUAAUUGCUGCUGCUCUCAUGGUUCCUUGUAUAUAAGUAGCAAGGUUUAGACUUUUUGCAAAAUUGUACUGUGACUUAAUAUAGUUUUCAAGCAAGUCUCCAGUGGCUGCAAAGCAUUUCUCAUGCCAUUCCUAAGCAAGGUAUUGGUCAAACAGCAUCCACGUGGCUUGAAGUUUAGCUGCAAUUUUGGUAAUGUCAGAGGAAACGUUUGAAUUGGACCCCUGGGAGUGCUGAGAAUUGGGGGAGAAGCUUGUGCCUUCCUCUCCACAUUCCAGACAGCAAAUAUGUUGCUGCGUCUCAGAACUGCAGCCGUGAUAGGUACUCGUGUGAAAUACUCAGGCAGUUGAAAUUCUUUGCUUAUGGUACUGUUGCCUCUGUUGCGAGAGGGUUUUUUCACAUCUGUGCAUGUUGUAAUUGGUGUUGGAGAACUCUCUGCCUGCUUGUGUAUUCAGUAGCCUGAGAGAGAUAAAGGCUGUGAAUGAUGAGAAAUUGCUCCUGGAGAGAAACCUCUCAGUAAUAGGACUUUUCUAGGGCUCUUAGGGAUUUAGUCCUCAUUGGGAGAACAGUUAGUCACUGAAGGUACACAGGCAAGGGUACAGUCGUGGAAAAGCCUAGUUCAGUUUGAGGUUCAAGCAGUUAUUCCAAGGAUUUCAAUAAAGCCAGAGAGCAAGAACACUAAAAUUUGUCUUAACUACCCACCUGUUACAGAAACUUUAACUGCUUUAAUAAAAGACUUUUUUUCUUUUCCCCCCUCUGAACGGGGAGGUGGGAAGGAACUGCCCUCUUACUUAGUUUCAGUUUCAGAAACCAAGGUGAAAGCAUUUUUUCUUCUAAAUAACCUCAGAAUUUAACGCUUUGCCUUCGUAUUGAAGCAUGGUUGGUUGCUC
Egretta garzetta (little egret) is the source of this 6326-nucleotide messenger RNA. RefSeq names its product TATA element modulatory factor 1 (gene TMF1). Lineage: Eukaryota; Metazoa; Chordata; Aves; Pelecaniformes; Ardeidae. Gene Ontology annotation, cellular component: endoplasmic reticulum; Golgi apparatus. The transcript has 18 exons. The record is from RefSeq and is a predicted model, not a curated record. The coding region runs from base 1347 to 4610 and encodes 1087 amino acids.